AUGGCGAAAUCUCUAGAGGAAGAACACCCUAAGAAGGCCUUUGGAUGGGCUGUCAGAGAUUCAUCUGGUGUUCUCUCUCCCUUCAAUUUCUCAAGAAGGGAAACGGGAGAGAAAGACGUGACAUUCAAAGUCGCAUACUGUGGGAUAUGUCAUUCCGACCUUCACCUAAUCAAGAAUGAAUUGGAGUCCACUGAAUGGGGUGCUUCCACCUAUCCUCUUGUUCCUGGGCAUGAGAUUGUUGGUGUCGUGACAGAGGUAGGGAGCAAAGUAGAAAAAUUCAAAGUUGGAGACAAGGUUGGUGUUGGAUGCAUGGUGGGAUCUUGCCAUUCUUGUGAUAAUUGUGCAAACAACCUUGAGAACUACUGCCCCAGAUGGAUACCCACAUUUGGUGGCAAGUACCAUGACGGAACGACUACGUAUGGAGGCUACUCAGAUAUCAUGGUGGCUGAUGAGCACUUCGUUGUCAAUAUUCCAGAUAACCUACCUCUUGAUGGAGCUGCUCCUCUUCUAUGCGCUGGGAUUACAACUUACAGCCCUUUGAGAUAUUUCGGACUUGACAAACCCGGUAUGCAUGUAGGUGUUGCUGGCCUUGGUGGUCUAGGCCAUGUGGCUGUGAAAUUUGCCAAGGCUACGGGGGUUAAGGUUACUGUGAUCAGUACCUCCCCUGGAAAGGAGGAGGAAGCUAUUAAACAUCUUCAUGCUGACUCGUUUUUGGUCAGUCGUGAUGAAGAUCAGAUGCAGGCUGCCAUGGGCACCAUGGAUGGUAUUAUGGAUACAGUCUCUGCAAACCAUCCUCUCUUACCUUACAUUGAUUUGUUAAAGUCUCAUGGAAAGCUUGUUAUGGUUGGUGCACCGGAGAAGCGUCCCGAGCUUCCGGUUUUUCCUCUGCUGAUGGGAAGGAAGAUAGUAGCUGGUAGUUGCGUUGGUGGUAUGAAGGAGACACAAGAGAUGAUUGAUUUUGCGGCCAAGCACAACGUUACAGCUGAUAUUGAAGUUAUCCCUAUUGAUUAUGUGAACACUGCAAUGGAGCGUCUUGCUAAAACAGACGUUAGAUAUCGCUUUGUCAUUGACAUUGGAAACACAUUGAAGCCUAGCUCUUAAUUUGCUUGUUUCAGUUUAAAAUUUUUCUUAUGAGGUUUUGGUUUGUGCUAUGUACAAUCUUGCAGUUUAAGCGAGGGCAUAAUAAACCAGUGGUCUCACAAAUUUAAGCCACGGCAUGAUUUCUCUCAAUCAUCCUGUUUUUUAAAUGUUGCUUGACAACUUUUUUGUUUCAUUUUUUAAUCUUCCCAGACAACUUUUGUUUUUUGCUUUUGUGUUUUUUUAUUUUCUAGCUAUUCUUAUUCAUCAAUCGCCCCUCUACUCUUUAUUUCUUUACUUUAUUAUUUUAGUGUUCUAGACAAACAAAUAAAAACAAGGUUUUCGGGCUUACAAAUACAAGGCUCUUUAUUUACUUGACCAUGAAACUUGCAUGUGUUAAAUAGUAGAAUUCUAUAUUGAUGGUUUUAUAAGCCCUAUCUUUUUAGUCGUUGAAUCAUAUAAGUAAAGUUAG
This is a messenger RNA of Prunus persica (peach), 1549 nucleotides long. RefSeq names its product probable mannitol dehydrogenase. The coding region runs from base 1 to 1101 and encodes 366 amino acids. Lineage: Eukaryota; Viridiplantae; Streptophyta; Magnoliopsida; Rosales; Rosaceae. The transcript has 6 exons. Gene Ontology annotation, molecular function: cinnamyl-alcohol dehydrogenase activity; zinc ion binding. The record is from RefSeq and is a predicted model, not a curated record. Gene Ontology annotation, biological process: lignin biosynthetic process.